CAUCCACAUAAUCAGGGGCAGGUUUUGUGAUGACAUUAUCCCAACUACCACUCUGAACCCUGCCACCACAACCACCAGUGCUCCUGCCUCCGCCAUAGAUUGCACUUUUGAGCAAGGUCUAUGCAGUUGGGUCCAGGAUGUCAGUGGUGAUUUGAACUGGACUCUCAGUAGUGGGCUUCAAGUGGACCAGCCAUGGGAUGGACCUCAGUAUGAUCAUACUGUUGGAAAUAACCAAGGCUUCUAUUUACUGUUAAAUGGAUCUGGAUCAAGGAUGGGGAGAGAGCAGCCAUCUCGGUUCCUGUUAUCAAUCUUUCAUCACAUAUCUGUAUGGGAUUCUGGUACUUCAUGCUCGGGCCUUCAGUGUCCACCCUUGACCUGAUGGUUAAAACAAAUUCAUCUGAGCUGUUAGUCUGGACUCGCCAAGGGACCCAGAAUCCAGAGUGGAUUAACGCACAAGUAUCCAUCAACAUGACCAACACAACACAGGUCAUGUUCACUGGCCAUAGAAACACCAACAGUAAAGGAUUUAUUGCCAUUGAUGACAUAACAGUGAAGGAGGGGGCCUGCAGUAAUCAGAAUGAGUGUGGGUUUGAUUCCAGCUGGUGCAGCUUUGAGAAUGCUCUCGAUCAUAAGGGUCACUGGGGUCGCAAAAGAGGCACAACAUACCAGGUGGAUCACACUUAUGGAACGGAAAAUGGCUUUUACAUGACUGUAAUGAUAUCUAACUCUACACAAACUGAAGAAGCUCAGCUGCUCACACCUGAAUUCACCUCGGCCACAGAGAUAUGUGUGCGCUUCUGGUACUGGAUACCUACUGGGUCUUCUAACAGCCUUGCCGUGCAUGGGCUGCGUAGCGGAGAGCUGAGUAAGACACUUUGGCAACGAUCUGGAGCGCCCUCCUCAGGCUGGGAGGUGUCUGAGGUCACUGUGUCCUCCCCGGCAAACUACCACGUUGUGUUUAAGGCCUUCCAUGUGCCAGGCACCAACUCUACAGUGAGGUUAGAUGAUAUUUCUGUAAGGGAUGGGGCUUGCAGUCCUCCAGGCAGCUGUGACUUUGAGUCCGGGCAGUGCACCUGGGUCAACAUCCCCAAAGAAGAUGGACAUGACUGGGUGUUGAGCCGUGGAGGCUUCCAGGGUCCACCGACAGACCACACCACUCAGACCCCAGAGGGUUGGUUCUUGGUGAGCUCAUCACUGCACCAAAACCGCAGCAGUGUAGCACAGGUUUUGUCAGAAUGGAUCCAACUGAGAGACACCACCUCCUGUCUUACCUUGUGGUACCAUAUGGACAGCAGUGACUCGGGGACGUUAAAGGUGCUCAUGCGUUCAGGGCCAUCGGAGGAGGAGCUGAUGUUCAACAGUAACAGCAGUGGACGCGUAUGGACCAGGUUCUCUAAGUCUGUAGAGAAGCGCAAACCUUUCCAGCUGCUGAUCGAAGCAGAGACUAACAACAGAGGAUUUAUUGCCAUUGAUGACAUUAGUGUUACACCAGGCCUUUGUCAAGUAAAUGAAACAAGUUUGGGAUUUGUGGGUUGUUCAUUUGAAAAUGGCACAUGUGGCUGGGAGGACAUCAGCGUUGGUCAGUGUGAGUGGAUGAGAGGAAGGAAUGCUACUGGGAACACUGGACCCUCUGUGGAUCACACGGAGGGCACUGAACUGGGUUGGUACAUUACGGUAAUGCCACACCGAGGAGAGGAAAUGAGCCCUGCUGCCGUGCAGAGUCCCACCAUGAAACAGGCCAGCGCCACCUGCACACUGCACUUUUACUACAACACGUAUGGAGAGGACAUAGAGGAGCUGAACGUGCUGCUAAAGGAGGGCUCCAGAACCACCUCACUGUGGUGGCUAACUGGUAACCAUGGAGAUGUGUGGCAUCACGGUGAGGUAACGGUUGGUCGAAUACCUCAGGACUUCACCAUCCUGUUUGAAGCCUCCAGGACCUUUAACAGGCCUGGACACAUUGCUGUUGAUGACAUAGAUUUUGCCAACUGCACCCUGCCUGAGCCCCAGCCUGUGUGUCCAGAGAAUAUGUUCAUGUGCAACAACAGUGUGUGUGUGGAGCACAACCAAGUGUGUGACUUCAGCGAUGACUGUGCGGACUGGUCUGAUGAGAACAACUGUGAGCAACAAGGUGUUGUGGAGCGCUGCAGCUUUGAACAAGGCCUGUGUUUCUGGGAGCAAAGUGAUGUGGACACACCUGGAGCUGGGUGGAUGCAUCACAAAGGACAGGAAGCCUGGCCCGAACAUGGGCCUCCCAGGGAUCACACCCUAAACUCUGCUGCAGGUCACUAUGUCAGCCCUGGGACUCACCUAACUGCGAAUGGUCAGUCGUCAGAGAUUCUUUCCAAAACUUUACUACCCAGCUCCCACUGCACUGUGAGGUUUUUCUUCUUCAGCCUGGAUGAUGCUACAGCCAGACUGACAGCCCAGUCCAGGACGCUACAGUCUGGUAGUGACGACAAUGUGUUGUGGCUCAGGGAAAACUCCCAGAGCUACAGCUGGCAGAGAGCAGAGUUUGCCUUCUCCUCCUCACACAAUAGCCAGAUUGUCUUCAGAUAUGAGCAAGGUGAUGGUCAGAGAUGGCUGGUUGCACUGGACGACAUCUCUUUCUCCAAGGAGUGUGUAUUUGACCCUGAGAACACCAAACUGCCUAACACAUCAACCACCUCUGCCCCACCUACAUCCUCUAACACAUCCACUUCUCCAGCCUCAAGCUCAACUGCACCAACCCACCCCUGUCAGGAUAAUGAGUUUUUCUGUUGGCGGUCAGCUGGAAACGUGUGUAUUCUGGCUACUUUACAGUGUGAUUAUCAUCCAAAUUGCCCACAGGGGGAGGACGAGGAUGGCUGUGGCCGGUGUACAUUUGAGAGUAACCAGUGCCAAUGGACUGACACCAGUGAUGGACAGAGUAGGUGGCAGAGACAGAAAGCCAGUAACAACACUGAGCCGCCAACUGACCACACUACAGACACAGGCUAUUUUAUGAGAGUGAAAUUCAGUCAGGGGUCCACACAGAUUGAAGCCAGACUUCAGAGUCCCCCACUCCCCUCUACAUCUCCCUACUGCCAGAUUGUGUUUCACUUCCACAUCAGUGCAGAGAGUGCUGGGUCACUCAGAGUGCUUAUGCAGCAAGCUGAGGGCGGUGAAGCAAUCCUGUGGUCACGCAGUCACAACACUGUCUCCCAUUGGACCCCAGAGCAUCUGCCUCUAGGUCUACACCAGCAGCCUUAUAAGGUUUGGUUCAGUAGCAUGAAUAAAGGGACUCAGACAGACACUACUGCUGGGGAUCACAUUGUUGCUGUGGAUGAUAUCUCUUUUCUAAACUGUGAAAAAGCAUACCAACCACCAGCUCUGUCUGCUUGGGGAUGUUCUUUUGAAGAUGGUCUGUGUGUUUGGGCUCAGGGGGCUGAAGAUGAGUUGGACUGGCUCAUCAGGUCUGGUCCCACAGAGACCCCCAACACCGGGCCUGCAGGAGACCACACUACCGGCAAAGGGAAAUACCUUUACAUCAAGAGUUCUCCACCAAGUGUGAAGGGAAAUACGGCCCAACUGAAGUCUUUGCUGCUGCCACCUGCUGGUGAAGAAGGAUACUGUUUCACAUUUUGGUACCACAUGUUUGGGGCUACUGCUGGCUCCUUGAGGAUACUUCUACAAACAGCUAAUCCCUUAAAGAAAACAUUGGUGUGGCAAAAAUCAGGAAAUCAAGGGGACGAGUGGCUGCUGGUUCAGAGUCACGUGACCUUGCAGAGAGUCCACCAAGUGAUUUUGGAGGCUACAGUGGGGGGACAGGCAGGAGACAUAGCCAUUGACGACAUGUCCCUCAUCAGUGGACCAUGUCCUGCCUCUGAUAUUUGUGACUUUGAGGAGGGGAGCUGUAACUGGCAGCAGCAGACAACCGAUGACUUUGACUGGGUCAGACAGUCGGGCUCCGCCCACAAACCCAACACUGGGCCAGACAGUGACCACACAACCAACACACCCAUGGGCCAUUACUACUACCUUUCCUCCUCUACUGACGACUGCGCAGGGCAGACAGCUAAAAUGUCUUCACCACUGUAUCCUGCAGGAAAAGGAGCUUGUGUGCAGCUGUGGUACCACAUGUAUGGCAAAGGAAUGGGGAUGCUGAAUAUUUACCAGCAGAGUGAAGAAGGGAAGCAAGCUCUGAUUUUCUCUCAGACAGGAGACCAGGGCCAGAUGUGGAGGUCAGCUCAGGCGUCUCUUCUGCCACGUGUUCAGCCUUACAGGAUUGUGGUGGAAGGUGUGAAGGCUGGCCCCACCCAGGAAGGAGACAUGGCCUUUGAUGAUGUACAGCUGACAGAUGCACAGUGUCCUCCUCUUGGACAUUGUGACUUUGAGAGCAGCAUAUGUAGCUGGAGCAACCUAGGAGGAAGAGUCGACCAAGGGGACUGGCUCCGUGGCCAAGGAGCCUCCCCAAACCCCAACACUGGACCCAGUGUUGACCACACCACUAACUCGACACACGGUUACUAUCUGUAUGUGGACAGCUCAGUGGGCGAGUGGGGAGACAUGUCCUUCCUGAUCAGUGAUGUGUUCCAGCCGUCCACUAGAGGCCACUGUCUGAUAUUCUGGUACCACAUGUAUGGCAACCACGUUGGGACUCUCAGAGUUUACAUAAAUGACAGAAAAAUGCAUACUGGUGGCAACGAAGAAGGGAUUCUGAAGUGGAUUGACACAGUAAACAAUGGAGACAAGUGGCAGGAGGCCAGGGUGUCUGUUAAACAUCAAGAAGCAUUCUGGUUUGUGUUUGUGUAUCAGAGGGGAAUGAAUACAGGUGGGGAUGUUGCUCUUGAUGAUAUCACCAUCCUCCCUGGCGGCUGCUACUCAGAGCCCCCCAUUGACCCUCCUGAUGAUAACAUUGACAUGUUGUCUGUAGGUCUGGCUGUUGGUCUGACUCUGCUGACUGGAGUCAUCAUCUCCAUAUUCCUCUUUGUGCUGAACAGGAAGUAUAGUACAAUGAAUCAGCCAACAAUUAUGAAUAACGACCCAAUUGAAGUGAACUCUGCGUUUAACCUCUUUGAUUGCAAAAUAGAUGGUGUACAACGUGGAACUGAAUCUGACUUUUCCUUCUUCAACAAGCUGUACAAUCCGUCGCCAAAUGUAACUGACACCACAGUGGCUUCAUCUGAUGCUUAGUCCAGAUAAAUACCUCCAGUGAAACAAACCAUUCACCAAUUUGCCUGUGCUCUUAGAGAUAUU
This is a messenger RNA of Etheostoma spectabile (orangethroat darter), 5217 nucleotides long. Its product is annotated as MAM and LDL-receptor class A domain-containing protein 2. Lineage: Eukaryota; Metazoa; Chordata; Actinopteri; Perciformes; Percidae. The coding region runs from base 328 to 5154 and encodes 1608 amino acids. The transcript has 37 exons. The record is from RefSeq and is a predicted model, not a curated record. Gene Ontology annotation, molecular function: protein binding. Gene Ontology annotation, cellular component: membrane.